AUGAUGCAAUUGGACUACAGUGAACUUCACUACACCCAAAGCAUCCCAGGAACUGAAAGAAGUGAGUCCGUGGAAGACAAACGUUUCCACGACACUCUCACCGCUAACAUCCACAAAAAUGAAAAGGGAAAUUGGGAGAUGCCCCUACCGUUCAAAACCAGUGAUGUGACAUUGCCUAACAAUCGUGAUCAAUGUCUGAAAAGACUACUCGGGAUUAAGCGGAAACUCCUUAAAAAUAACAAGACUCUAAAACACUACACUGAGUUCAUGCAAAAGAUUUUUCACAAGAAUCACGCCAGUCCCGUCCCAUCAGAGGAGUUGAAGACCAGUGCUGGCAAAGUCUGGUACCUGCCCCAUUUUGACAUCUAUCACCCCAAGAAACAAGACCAGAUUCGAGUAGUCUUUGAUUGCAGUGCUGUUUUCCAAGAUCAGUCACUCAACAAAUACCUCUUACAAGGGCCUGACAUCUUGAAUAGUCUCGUUGGGGUACUCUCAAGAUUUCAAAAAGAAGAAACAGCAGUAACAUGCGACAUCGAACAGAUGUUUCAUAGUUUUUACGUAAACUCAGAACACAGAGACUUUCUAAGAUUUCUGUGGUUUAAAGAUAAUGAUCUAAAUGGUCAAAUUCGCGAAUAUCGAAUGAACGUCCAUCUGUUCGGUGCUGUCUCUUCACCCGGCGUUGUCAAUUUCAGUCUUAGAGCCACAGCCGAAGCUGGUCGAAAGCAAUUUGGGAAAACAGCAGCAGAUUUUCUACAACAAGACUUCUACGUUGAUGACGGAUUAAAGUCCUUCGCUACACCCAAAGAUGCUAUUGAUGUCAUCAACAAGACGAAGAUCGUGUGUUCAGCCGCCUUUUUACGCGUACACAAAUUUGCUAGCAACAGUAAGGCUGUACUGGAUGCCUUGCCUGCUGAAGAUCGCGCCAAAGACUUGAAGGAUCUAGAUCUCCGCCACGAUGUCCUACCUGUCCAGCGCUCUCUAGGUACUUACUGGUGCAUCGAAACUGAUACCAUUGGAUUCCAUAUAGAGCUUAAAGAUAAACCUCUUACCCAGAAGGGAAUUCUUUCAACCGUGAGCUCAGUGUAUGACCCACUAGGCAUAGUAGCACCAGUUAUCUUAGUGGGAAAACAACUACUUCAAGAACUAUGCCAUGACGGCAUCGAAUGGGAUGAUCCUGUACCGAGCCACAUUCACUCACAGUGGGAAAAAUGGAGAUCGGAACUCCCCCUCCUUGAGAAAGUUACGAUUGCAAGGUGUGUCAAGCCCCCCAGUUUUGGUGAGCCAGUUAUAACCGAGCUACAUAGUUUCUCUGAUGCUAGCGACCUAGGCCUUGGCCAAGUAACCUACCUACGACUUGUGAACAACUCAAAUCAAAUACAUGUCCGUUUCUUGAUGGGUAAGGCUUGA
Molecule: messenger RNA, 1407 nt
Organism: Stylophora pistillata
Lineage: Eukaryota; Metazoa; Cnidaria; Anthozoa; Scleractinia; Pocilloporidae
Source: RefSeq, a predicted model, not a curated record